AAAAAGGAAAAAAAAAGAAAAAAAAAACGAAUCCGUUUACUUACCUCUCUUAACUCAACGCCAAAAAAUCAACGGUAGUCCCUUCGCCGGAGAAGAUGAAGCAACGAACAUGGCCAGGCCAAUCCGAAUCCUCUCGAUUCACCUCCCUAUCCUUCUCAAAACUCCAAAACAACAACAAGGAGAAACGAAGCAGAUUCUCAAUCAAACCAACGACCAAGCCUCCCUCCUCCUCCUCACCUCCUCACGCCGCCGCCGGAGACUUCUCGACGCUGCCCUACGACAUCCUGACCAAAAUCGCUGCUCCGUUGAGCCUCCCGAACCUCCAGGCGGCGUCGUCGGUGUGCAGAUCGUGGAGAGACGCGCUGCAGCCUCUGAGGGAGGCGAUGCUGUUUCUCCGGUGGGGGAAACGGUUCAAGCACGGGAAGGGAGGCGUUAAGGCGAAUUUGGAGAAGGCGCUUGAUUCGUUUCUGAAAGGAGCGGCGCGUGGCUCGACGCUUGCGAUGGUUGAUGCGGGGCUUUGUUAUUGGGAGAAGGGGGAGAAGGAGAAAGCUGUGGGGUUGUAUAAAAGAGCGGCGGAGCUUGGUGAUGCUGUUGGUCAAUGCAAUUUGGGGAUCUCUUAUCUUCAAGCGAAACCAUCGAAUCCUAAGGAAGCGAUGAGGUGGUUGAAACAAUCUGCGGAGAAUGGUUAUGUAAGAGCACAGUAUCAGAUAGCUCUUUGUUUACAUCAGGGACGUGUUGUGCAGAGCAAUCUGCUAGAAGCUACGAAGUGGUACAUCAGGGCAGCGGAAGGUGGGUAUGUAAGAGCCAUGUAUAACGUUUCGCUUUGUUACUCGGUUGGAGAAGGGUUGCCUCAAAACCGUAAGCUAGCAAGAAGGUGGAUGAAACGCGCGGCUGAUCACGGCCACAGUAAAGCUCAGUUUGAGCAUGGCCUUGCUUUAUUUUCUGAAGGAGCAUUGUUGAAAGCUGUAAUGUACUUAGAACUCGCUGAGCGUGGUGGCGAAACAGGUGCGGGUCAUGUCAAGGAAGUUAUACACCAACAGCUUUCUGCAACUUCUCGUGAUCAUGCCAAUAACUGGCGUGCGUUGCCAGCUACUCGCUGAGUCUCCGUCUUUUGAGUACAGAUACAGCGAGUCGUCAUUGUGAUUUUUUCUUUGUAAUAACAGUAUGGUGAUACAAAAUAACAUAUUUGAAAUUUGCGCCUCUUUUGUCCCCUCACUUAACACAGUCCAAUACUUCAGCAGCUAAUAUGAUUCAGCCUUUCGUAAAUCCAACAACAUCAACGACGAAGCUAAUGAACAAUUAAGGAACUCGUAGUAACGGUACAUAUGAAAAAC
This is a messenger RNA of Eruca vesicaria subsp. sativa (arugula), 1334 nucleotides long. The record is from the annotation of a GenBank genome assembly. Lineage: Eukaryota; Viridiplantae; Streptophyta; Magnoliopsida; Brassicales; Brassicaceae.